This is a messenger RNA of Alosa sapidissima (American shad), 6364 nucleotides long. RefSeq names its product zinc finger protein 207, a (gene znf207a). NCBI's taxonomy places the organism in Eukaryota, Metazoa, Chordata, Actinopteri, Clupeiformes, Clupeidae. The record is from RefSeq and is a predicted model, not a curated record. The coding region runs from base 97 to 1542 and encodes 481 amino acids. The transcript is spliced from 11 exons. Gene Ontology annotation, cellular component: nucleus.
CCUGUUCCUUUUCAGUUCCUGGCCACGCCAUUUUGACCAGACUGCGAAUUAGUUGCUAUUUGAUUGUGCUGCAUUCGUACCAUCACAGAAAUAAUCAUGGGUAGGAAGAAGAAGAAGCAAAUGAAGCCAUGGUGUUGGUAUUGCAACAGAGAUUUCGACGACGAGAAAAUCCUCAUUCAACACCAAAAGGCGAAACAUUUCAAAUGCCAUAUAUGUCAUAAGAAAUUGUAUACGGGUCCAGGUUUAGCUAUUCAUUGUAUGCAGGUUCACAAAGAAACAAUAGAUGGAGUCCCUAAUGCCAUCCCUGGUAGGACUGACAUUGAGUUGGAAAUAUAUGGCAUGGAAGGAAUUCCUGAGAAAGAUAUGGAGGAGAGACGACGUGUUUUGGAACAAAAAACACAAGAGAGUCAGAAGAAGAAGCAGAACCAAGAUGACUCAGAUGACGACGAUGAUGAUGAGGCCGGGCCUUCCUUCCAGCAACCAGCUGCCCAGCCCCAAGCUGCAUAUGCACCCCCCAUGACCCAAGCAGGCAUGCCUCCAGUGCCAGCUGCACCAGGGAUGCCACCAGGGGGCUAUGCGGGUAUGCCCCCAAUGAUGCCUGGUGUUCCUCCUAUGAUGCCAGGAAUGCCGCCUGUCAUGCCAGGCAUGCCACCAGGCAUGAUGCCAAUGGGUGGAAUGAUGCCACCAGGACCUGGAAUGCCACCUAUGAUGCCAGGCAUGCCACCGGGAAUGCCCCCACCGGUGGCCCAUCGACCUGGCAUGCCCCACAUGGCGCAGGGUCCUCCGUCCGCAGUCCCAGGCAUGCUGAACAGACCCGCCAUGCCCACUGCCACCGCAUCCUCAGCCCAGCCGGCGGUCACCAAGCCCCUGUUCCCCAGCGCAGGACAGAUGGGAACUCGGGCUCCAAGUACAAGUACACCCUCAGCGAGUGUCGACACUUUGUCUGCAUCCUCUAAGCCUCUGUUCCCUAGCACAGCACAAGCUCAGCAAACGGGUUCUGGUGCGGCCGGGGCCGACAUGAAGGCCCUGAGCACCCCAGCUACCUCCUCUGACCCGGCCAAGCCCACGUUCCCCGCCUACACUCAGUCCACUGCCCCGGCAGCCGGCUCUGGCUCGGGCAGUACCGUAUCCAAACCGCCCACUCCCGUGACCAGUAAGCCUGCCACACUCACCACCACCAGUGCAACCAGUAAGUUGAUGCACCCCGAUGAGGACAUCUCGCUGGAGGAAAUCCGAGCUCAGUUGCCCAGAUACCAGAGUAAAAUGCCCCGGCCGGGGCAGGCCGCCAUGGCUAGCCCGCCUGUUACCCCCAUGAGUGGAAUGAUUCCCCCUCAGCAGGGCUUGCCACCUCAACAGCCAGGUGUGCGGCACCCCAUGCAUGGGCAGUAUGGUGCUCCACCCCAAGGCAUGCCAGGCUACAUGCCUGGUGGCAUGCCUCCUUACGGGCAGGGGCCACCCAUGGUGCCCCCUUAUCAAGGAGCACCACCACGGCCGCCCAUGGGCAUGAGGCCUCCUGUCAUGUCACAGGGAGGUCGCUUCUGAAGCCCCCAACCAACCAACCAACUGCCUGUCUGCAAUAGGUUUGGAGAUUCAUCCAUUUUCUCAUCUAGUGCUGUUUAUUUAGUUGCCAAGUUGCCAGUAACGGUAAAUGUAAAUUCUACUUGCGCUUGUGAGAAAAAAGGAAAAAAAAAAAAAAAACUGGGUGAGGAGAGAGAAAAAAAGCUUAACAACGCAUGGGACAUUUGCAUUUGAAAAAACAACUAUGAAAAGAAAUGAAAGCAUUUUCUCUUCAUCUGCACCUGAUGGAUUCUGUUGUUGCAAAAUCAUACUGUGUGUGUGUGUGGCUUUUUUCCCCUCUUAUGUUCCAUUUAGGUUUUUAGAAGUGUAGUAAAUAUGGUUCGUAAUGUUUUGAAGGCGCUGGAGUUACAUGAACAGGCCCUCCUUAAACAAGGCAAGUCCCUGUAAAUACAUGUACUGUGCUUAUUAUCUGCGAGGCCUUCACAGCGCCCUUAGGUGCUGUUGGACCUCUGUGUCCCCAACUGAGUUUGGUGAGGGCUUCCUCAGGUAGCUGUUGUGUCUUGUCUGCUUGUCCACCUUUUAUUUAACCUCAAAAAAUCUCUUCAAUUCAGUUUCAAAGUAAAUCUGAAAAAAAAAAAAAAAAAAAACACGGUCACACACUAAACUGUUUCUGUGAAUUUGAUUUCUGUACUGCUGUAAGACUCUACCCCUUGUAAUAAAACAUGUUGAAAACUUAAGACUGUUUUUUCAUGGCCGUGGGGAAAGGACUCCGUCAGCAAGGUUUGUACUUUGAGUUUGUUACAAAACUGCAGGCUCAGCUGAACUUACUUGAAUGGAAAUGUGUGUGGAUCCAAUGUUGUGUUAUUUCUUUCUCUUUUUCUUUAAGAACCACUGAAGUGUAUGUCUUGAGUGGUAUUGGUCAUCCACAUUGUAAAUGUUGCCACCCUGCAGAUCUGGGUUUGAAAGGAUGUAGUUAUUUUUUAAACUCCUCAACAGGGUGGGGAGUGCAGUCCACAGCAUUGAAAUUGUCCUCCAGUUGCAGGGUUGGCAUUUAUGAAUAUGGAUGCUCCCAAUCACCAAUGAGAUUGCUCUUGCAUGGCUCUCUGUUGUGAGACACUGAAAAAUAUAAUUGUGCUUUUUCCCCCCGAUUCUGAUCUUUUUUUUUUUUUUUUUAAAUAUAUAUAUAGUUGUAUAUUUCACUGUACAUUCAGAUGGGUUGUAAAAGUUAUGCUCAUCCGAAAGCAAAACCUAAUAUCCAUCUUAAUAGUUAGGAUUAUCUGGUAUCAUUGAUUAUUUUUUAUUUUAUUACGCUCUUGUGAAUUUAGUGUUUUACGUGGCCUUUUGGAUGCAUAACUUCACAGCGCCUAAGAGUGCUUUUUUUACAGUUAGAAGGUGUUGAAAGACGUGGCUGAUGUGCUAAACUUAAGAUCUCUCUUCCCCUCCCCUCUGUAGCUAUGCCAUGGAACUGGCAGAGGCAGAGUCUUGAGGGUUGCUCUGGUCAGGCCGAGGCAAGUCAGUCCUUUUUUUCCUCCCUCAUUCUCCUGUCCACUCCAGGGGCCCUCACAGCCCUCAGGGCUGUUGGAUGCCUGCGUCCCCAAACUUGCAGCAAGUUUGGUGAAGGCCCCUUGAAUCUGUUCACUGUAGGCACUGCCACUGACUAACCGCUUCACUCAUGCAAGUUCCUUGUCACUAUACAUAGUUUUUAGUUUGGGUGGGAUUAGUUGGUAAUUGCAUAGACAAAGCAAAUGGCUCCUCCUUGACGUUGUUGGGAUUGGCAAAUGUCGUGUAGUUUAUGAAAUGGUGGCUCAGUGACAAAAUCUGAGUACAGAUUUUACCUGGUAAAAAGAGGGGUUGUAACUAAAGUGACCUUACCCACUGUAAUAUAGGUCCAUCUCAUGUGAUCAGGCAGUUUAUUCUUAACAGUUAUAAACACCUCUCGCCCAUUGUAAAUCAAACUUGCAAACAUGCAGCCAUGUCAUGUAUUAGAACAGCACUACCAAGAACAGCAGCACCAUCCCCACUACCCUUACUGCCCUCUGCCCAAAAUUAACACUAAGAAGCCACAUGUCAGCCAGCUGUUCUCUGUACUGAGUGAAGUGUGAAACGAUUCAAACACAUGGUCCAUGUCAUUCAUGUGCUCUUUGUUUCCAUCAGCUGACCAACAAACAGCAUUUCAGCACUCGCUAUUAGCUGGUCAAAGUCGAGAGUGUCGCCACUACAGGUUAGUUUAUCCUGUAAGUAUCAGACUCGGGCUAGCAUAGUUCUGUCUUGUCAUGUUCAGGCAUUAGCAGCUGUAAUUGUUGACAAAGGACUGGACACACAUUGUCCCUUUUUGAAGUUGUAGUACCACAUUGGGUUUUUUUGGACUCUGUAACAUGUAACUUAACACAACCACAGUAUUAGUGCAUGCAGUGUAUGUGGAUUUCCCACUUUUGUGAUGCAAGCCUCUGGGGAAAGUGGCGUGAGUGUGAAGCGUUUGUAAGCUCCAUCUAAUCCUGUAGUACCUUUGAUUCCUCUGAUCCAGCCGUGUCACCCCCGAGGCAGGGAUUCAGGGUCUGCUAACAGACUUUUUUGGUAAGUACAGGUGAAUCCAACAUUUUGGUGUCAAAUCGUGUUAGCACAGGAGGUCAGAGACUUGAGUCGGGGGGGUGGGGAAUGUGUGUGUGUGUGUGUGUGUGGGGGGGGGGGGGGGUUAAUAGAAUGACGUCUCAAACAGGUAGGACUUUUACCUGAUAGUUCUCAGACAUUACCCUGGCAUUCAUCAAGAAUUGCUCCAAUGUGUUUGUAAUGCAGUCAGUUCAAACAUGGGAAGGUACAUAGUGCUUCAUUAAAUACAUCAUCUUGUAGGUCCUCCUCUUCGUUACUUAAUGAUGUCCUAUGUACUUGGAGAGGGAUUUUUUUUUUUCCGAAGCAUCUAAUGGAAUUCCCUCCACAUAUAUUUUUUUAAUUUCUUUUUUUAAUUUCUUCAGCACUAUUUUAUAAAUUCUUAAAGGCUUACAAAUCUCCUACCCAUGUCCUCCCCUCCAGGGGCAUCCCUCUUAAAGCCCCUGUUUCUGUUAAGAGCUGUGGGUUACUUUGCAUCUUAUUAAAGUGUCCUUUAAUUAGAUCACUGGGGUCAGGGAGUCUGCUGUAAACCUGAUGAGCACUUUCAGACCUGUCAGACUUGUUCUUUGUUACCUAAAUGUAGAGCUCUCUUGUGGUCAUCUUUCACUGUAAGUUUUAGAAAGUGUCUUGUACAUCAUUGAUCCAUAUUGUAUGUUUCUCCAAAUCCCAUUAAUUGCACCCAGCUGUAGCAGAAAAUUCCCCUUCCCACUUUUGCUCCUCUGAUCUGUUAAAUCAGGAAUUACUUAUCAUUAAGAGUUGUAUAUAUUCUGUAAUAUCUAAGUAUAUUAUUCUGUCCUGUCUAUAACAUGUCAUGUAUUUAUUGCACAGAAACAUGCAUUUUUGCCACGUUGGUGCUUAGAGGGUUAAAAGUUUCCAUUUUUUGAUGGUUAUAACUGACAAAUUCUUCUCUAAAGUAUCACAUUGCAGAGUAUCAGUAUGGCACCAAAUGAGCAAUUCUUUUUGACUGCCACUGCAUUUUGACUGUUGUUGUCAGCAUAGAGGUUUUGGUUGGAACAUCAUGAAUGUGCUUCAGAAAUAUAUUAGACUAACAUACAGUACUGUGCAAAAGUUUGUUUUAGAUGUUUUUUAUGAUGGUAGGAAAUGUAAUAUUUUAUGUAAGUACAAUAGACGUUUUGGCAAAUUCCACUGAGACGUAUAUAAUUAAAGAAACAAAGUAAGAGUAGUAGACCACAUUGUUUUUCAAACCAGUGUAAAUAUUGCAUGAAGAAACAAAAAAUCUGAAUAAAUCCACUGAAGAACUACAGCUGUAGUUUUCUUAAAACAAGGCUUGCUAGGCUACCUCUUAGGAAAUUGUGAAUGCAGGCAAAUUGAUGCUGUUUUGUUAGUUUUUCAAACCAGUGUAACAAAGAAUCAGAAUAAACCCACUGAAGAACUAUGUUCUCUUAAAACAUUAUAGGGCACACCGAAUGUUGCUUUGAUUUUGGUAUUGUUACAGUAAAAAGUAUUCAUACUAAUGUCAGUGUUUUUGGAAGAACCUUCAUGAUUCUUUCUUUCACAAGUGCCUAAACCUUGCGCAGUACUGUAACUUCACAAGUGAACAUGAGUCAAACGUAUUUGCCAUCAAUGAAAGUAAAUACAGUCCUGAAAGUUAUUUUAAAAAAGUCAAAGGCACACAUGAUGCAAAAAAGACCUUAAUCUAAUUUAUUAUGUGCGACUGAACAAAAUGUGCACAUAGGCGUAGGUCACUGCAAAUAUCAAAUAGGUCCAUGAUCAGUUAAUUACAGUUAAGCAUACAUGUCAUAAAUGUUAAGCCGUUUCCCUGGACCGCUGGCUGUUACGGUACGUUGAAAACCCAUACCAUUCUACUUUGUUUGUCUUCCUAUAAGGAAAGACAAUGUCAAUUGUCAACUUAAGACAGGUCUGAGUCUGAAUCAUGUUAACAUUUUCCAAAUAGGCAAUUAAUCACUAAAAAUACCUCACUAAGAUUUAUACAUUAAAUAACAUGUUUUUGAGAUAUAGUUGCACUUUGGCGCCUUUGCCAAAAAGGUAUAUUUCAGGCAAUUUCUCAGUAAUAGCAUUUUUAAACAUUUGCUCUUUUUUGUGUGCUUUAAUGCAGUUGGUGUUGUUUUACUGUUUGACAGUUAUUUGAUGCACUUCUGUUGCACCAGCUUUGUCAUCUACAUGCCUAAAAGUUAUAAAUGUAUGAACAUGCUUUGAAUUGAAAUGGCUGAACAAAUGAACUGCUAGUUUUAACUAAAUAAACAAACUUUCUUUGACCCCA